AAAGUGCUACUUGAACUUUUUUCUUCGUGCGAGCCCCGUUCGACGAAUUGUCGCAAUCGAGCGCAACUUUUUGUGUAAAUAUUUACGCCAACUUGUCUCGCCCGAAAGUGGCCAAAGUGCGUGUCAAAGUGCGGUGCAAGUCGUGGCGCGUCCGUCGGAAGUGAAAUUGACCGGAUUGACGCUGGAUUCGGGGCGAAAAGUGGUGUUUUCCGCGCGCAGUGUCUGACGGCCCCCUUUUCGGUAGCGCCCCCUCUAGUAGCAGUAGAUUCUUUGCUCUCGUUGACAGAGUGGUUACGCGAGACGCCAUUUUAGAAUUUUUAUUUUGCUUGGCUAACUCGGAUUCGGGGGGUUUUGGGAUUGUGUUUUGGGUGGAAGAGAUGGAAGAGUUCGGGUGCUGAAAAUAGUGUUGGAUUUUAAAACAUUCCGAAAUAGUGCUCAUCUUUUAAAGUGCAAGGAAGUGUUUCCUUCAUAAAAGUGCAAGGGGAUGAUAGCUGUAAAGCAGAAGAGAUGUAGUGGUAGUGGUAGUGGUGAAGUUGAUGAUGAAGCAAGUCGGAAUGAGUGAGGACGAGAGGUGAAAUGUUGAUUUAGGACUAUCAAGAUGCGGUACAGUAGUUUCACCAUCAAAUAAGCAGAAAAUACAGAAAAAAAAACUCUUAAGUAAAAGUAAUCGGAUUCAACAAACGGACCAAACCGUAAACAAUAGAAUCGCCCGAAACGGGUGGGAAUAACCACACGUGGUCAGCUGUGAUUAAGGGGGUCGCGCGCGUCUAUAAAGGAAGAAUCUUUCUAAGCGUGAACUAGGGAAAAAAAUGACCACGGUCAAAACGAACCCGGUGGACUCGAAACCCCCCGGCAAGUCCCCGCUGUCGUCUUCGUCAUCCUCCUCCUCCUCAUCGGACUCGGACGAUGGGUCGGACUCGUCGUCGGAUUCCGACUCGUCGACCUCGGUUGCGUCCACCAACAAGACCAGCAGCAAGCAGGGCACCGGGGGCGAUAAUGGCGUUGGCGGAGGAAGUGGAGACAACCAACAGUUGCAGCAUCAGCAACAACAGCAUCAACAGCAGCAGCAGCAGCAGCAAUUCAGCGUUAUGAGCUCCGACAGCGCCGGCCUACGUAUGAAAAUCGCCAUCCCCCGAAAUCAAUCCAACUCGACGCCAACGCCGUCUCCUUCGGGGGGCAACACAUCGAACCGACCCGGAUCGACGACGACCCUCGGUGACGCUGGCAAGUCCCCGGCGGUCAACAGUCCCGUGCCGCCCAAGGCGACGGACGACGGAUCUUCGCCGAGCAAGCCCGAAUCGAGCCGCGCGUCGACCCGCAAAGCCAGCAAGAGCGAGUCCAGCUCGGACAGUUCCAGCUGCUUCACGAACAGCUGCAGUGACGAUGAGGAGGACAGCGAUAGUAGCAGUUCCGGGCAUCACAAGAAGGAUGGGUCGACGUCGAGUCAGAAGAAGCAGAAGUUUGUCAAGAGGAAGAAGGCGAAUCGUAGCGUAUCGACGAGCAGCAGCAGUGACGGCAGUGAUGACUCCAGCGAUUCCGACAGCAGCAGUGACGGAGACGUCGCCAACGGCGCGCCGUUGUCCAUGUCUACGCCAGCGAAGCCAGUCGCUGCGUCGCAGCCAGUUGCGAUGCCGGACGCAGACGCUGGAUCGUCGUCGGAUACCGAGCUUCCAGCGCUGGUGAACGCAGCCAUAAUGCGAGUCGCCGAGAGUGGCUCGGACGGCGAAAGCACGGCAAUGCCGCAAUACACGUCAAGCUUGCUGCGGGACUUUGUGGCGAAGACGGCCAUGCUUGGGGCGGGUUCUUCUGAGUCCGCAGCUGCGUCAGCAGCGCCGUCCUCGACGGAUCUACACAAAAUUAAGACUGAAAUGCCCGCCGCUGUUCAGAACUCGGCCGGCGCCGUCAAUGGUGUGGCGGUCAAGGCGGCGACAGCCGCGGCAAUCGUGCCGAUCAAACGGCGAGGUCGACCUCCCAAAUCUGCCUUAAAUGCGGCUGCUGCAGCAGCGGCCAAAGCUCCCACGCCGACGGUCAGUGAAUCUCCCGAUUCUGGGAUCCUGUCGACGCACAGCUCGACGGGAUCGCCGAAAACGGAAAAGAAGACGGCUUCGGCUGCGCCGACUCAGAAGCGAAAACCGGUAGAUUGUGAACCUAGUGGAAGUGGUGUUAAACCUGUCGUGGUGGCCCCACUCAACAAGUACACGAUUGCCAGCUUGGACCGUAAUACGUACGCAACGGAACGGGUGCUGUACCCGCCCAGGGGAAAGAAGAAACUCGGGCGUCCAGCGAAGGAAAAGCCGCAAUCGGUCGCCGAAGACAAUCUGGAUCCGCUUUGGAAGAAGAUCGACAUUAGCAAAAAGUUUCACGAACCAAGGUUGAGCGGAUACAAGAGUGACGGCGGCCACUCGACAAUCUGCUGCAGCAAACGGCUCGCGUCGCAGAGUGGCUACAUCAGCGAUUACGGCGGCCAUCGGCGAAGCCGACUGUCCGGAUACAAGUCGGAUUGUAGUACAAAGUCUCGCAAGAGUUGCGGCUACAAGAGCGAUUACAGUGUAAAGGCGAAGAGUUGUGGGUAUCGGAGCGAUUGCAGCACCCGGCAUCGGAAGCAAGUUCGGCGAAAACGCCGCAAGAAGCUGGCGCCGAACAACAACAACCUGAACAACAAAAACUUUAACAACCAGAGCAGCAAGUCGUCGAGCGUUAGCGAGCAGGAUAUUCUACAGUUGGCGGGGCUAACGCUCGGAAGCACAAGUGAGGAAAGCAGCAGCAGCCAGGAGUCACUGUCGUCGAUUAACACGACCACGCCGUUCAGUAAAGUACUUCGAAUCUCCCAGGAACAAUCUCCGGUUAAAAGUUCCAUCCCAACGCUGCUAACGGCAAAGAACCGAGCGAAUCCGCUGCUUCCAAUCAACAACUUCAAGGGAAUUUUCUCAUCGAUCAGCCGAUUCGGCAGCCAGGACACGUUCGGCUCCAACGUCGGCCCCAAGAACUCGUUCGCAACCUUCCUGAAGAGCAACCGCAGCCAGAAGGACAACGGAAAGGUCAACGUUAAAAAGCUGCCCCUUUCAAAGGCGAACGUUAUCAAAAACUCCGAGGAGUGCAGCAAACGUUUCCAGCGAUCAACCAGCCAAGAUCUGCUCAGUCGAAUCACCAACGCGGACGUCCCGAAACCCUCCCCCGCCAAAUCCGUCUGUUCGAAGCGAAGUCGCCGCAAGAGCUGCCAAAGCGACAAGCUGGACACGGGCUCUGUCAAGAGUUGCGGCACGAUCCGCCAGAGGCGUUUGAGCACGAUGAGUCGGUGCAGCAGUCGUUCCGCGGGCUCACGACACCCGUGGAGGAAGAAAAAACGAAAGCGCUUACGAUCGAACUCGGUGGCGGGGAAAACUUCGGCGGACGUCAAGAUGAGCCUGGAGGUGGAACGGCUCAGCGAGUCGUUUGGCACCCAGUGCCGGAUCAAUCUGGCGAGAGAUGGCUUGCUGGGGAUUGGGGCGGCUGCGUUGGCGGGUGCGGCUGCGAAGAAUCAGCAGAAGGGACGGUCAACUAAGAAGCGAAAGGCGUCGGAGCACGUGGAAUCGCCGUCUUCGACGGCAGCGGGGACGAAGCGGAGGAACAAGAAGUCUGUACUGACGCAGAGUCCCGACGAUCACAAGUUGCCGCUGAAGAAGCGUCACUACCUGUUGAGCGAACAAACUGCGAAGAGCAACGACAGCGGAGCGGACGAGGGCAAGAGUCAAGCGGUGGUGAAUCCGUGCGUUGCACGGGUUGCGGUGGCCACGGCUUCAACCUCGUCAGCUGCUUCGACUUCGGUAGCGAAGGCAGUCACCCCGAAGAAGCGGCACUUGCUUAAGGUACCAGAGGCUAUGAUUCCCGAGGAGAUUGUGCAGAUCAAGUCGAGCGAUUCUCCGCUGACGGUGGAUCCGAAAACGGUUGAAAGUGCGGCCACCGAAACGACUUCCGGAAGCAAGAAGAAUGACGCCAUAGCUCGCAAGAAGAACCGACUUGAAGGUCUUUUGUCUCGAAUACAGCCUACGGCGACGGUCACCGCCAUUCUGGCGGACAACAACAUCCUGGCGUCGACAAGCCACCGAUCUACACCUCCAGCCCGUCCAACGGUGAUCCAAUCUUCCGCGACUUCAGCGCCAACCUCAACAGCUUCCAUCACAGCUAACGCCCCACCCCCAGGAAUAUUCGAACCAACGGUAGACCUAGAACUAUCGAUCCCCACCUCGAUCCCUUCGCUGAUCGCGAAGGUAGAACUGCUGGACUCCCCACGCCUCAAGGAAGGCCUGUCCAAGCUGGACGGCGAUGACGCCGCGAAAAAGAAUUCCGAGCGAAUGAUCGAGCAGCUGCUCACAAAGACCGGCGCCCAUCUGCUGCUGAAGAAGAAGCGCAAGAAGCCCAACCGUACCGGCUUUCCCACCGUCAAGAAGAAGAAAAAGAAGACGAUCGAAAAAGAACCCGCCGAGGAGGAGGUCAAGCCGGAGGUGGUCGGACCGGAACUGUUUGAUUCUUCGAAUCUUACUCGGCACGUUCCGCCGGAGACGGACAAGGGCAAAGAUAAGCGGGGCACGACGACCAAGGAUCGGCAGUCCGCGAAGAACUGCGAUCGCGUUCCGAAGGAGGGCGAACCCACGGACAGCUUCAUCGAGCGCAACUCCCGGCCGAGGCUGUCCGUGGUGAGCCUGGAACGGCUGCAGGGUAAGAUUCCGUUGACUGGAAAGGACGCGGGUUGUUCUACCACGACUCCGCCGGCCACGGGGGCCGGCAGGGGGAAGAAGGGAUCGUCCUGUGAACUCUCGUCGGUUUCGCUGGCGGAGCGAAGGCAUUUAAGGGCAAAGUCACGGGAUAACAAUGACUUGGUGGAGAAAGAUCCAAAAAUGAAAGAGAAAAAGUCUCGCGUGGAUGUUCCGGUUGUUGGGAAAUCCAGCAAGAAGGAUCUUCCUCCUGAGAAGCCGAUCAAACUGAAAGAGAAGCAAAAGGAGUUGGAUCCAUUGCCGAACAUGACAAAACCAAGCGAAAAAAUCUCCAAGCAUCUUCCGGACAAAGAGAACAAAAAACAAGCCAGCGUUCCGCCAACUGUCAACAAACCCAAACCCAUCCAAGUAGACGAAAUCCCGCAGCCACCGCCCAUCCCAUCCCUCCCCGCUCCACUCCGCCGAACGCGAAGCAGCUCGAUCGCGCUCGACCCAUCCGAGUUGGCCAGGAAACCCACCGAAAUCCCCCUCAAAAACGCCGUCAUCAAGCUGCAACCGUGCGUCCUGUCCAACGAUGAUUCCGACUCGCUCGACUCGAUGCCCCUGCUGAAGCGCCUGCAAGCCCGCUCCAUUUCCCGUCAGAUCCAGCAGGAGCUCCCACCCGUCAUUUCACCCCCUAAGACGCCAUCCCGUCCGCGGGGUCGACCCCGGACGGCAUCACCCGCGAUCGCAAACUCCGACACUCCGGCGCCGAUUCCGGUCACUCCCACGCUGUCGGAGCAGCUCAGUAAGUUGCGCCGUUCGCGGAUGAGUGUCGUUGAUACGGCGCGAAGGGUUCACCAGCAGGAGCAGUCGGAAGUGGUGCCCGUUUCACCUUCGGUGAAGGAAACGCGAUCGGCAGCGGCGAGGAAGAGUUUCUGCAAGGACGUGACGGAGCAGCAGUUGGAGAUACCGUCGGUGAAGAUUGUUAUUUCGAAGCGGGAUCAGAAGGCGGUCGCGAGUGCCGUGGCGGAGAAGGAGCUGGACAAGGAGCGAAGUCCGGAUAGGUCUAGGGCGUCGGUACCGAAGUUGAAACGGGGUAAAAGUGAUGAGAUCGAAGGGGAAAAGUCUACCAAGAAGUUGAAGCGGGAUGUGGAACCACUACCACAACAGCAGGCGGUCGUUCCGCUGGUUCCGGUAGACAUGCAAAACUUUGACAUUGAAGAGUCGAUUACGCAACUGUCGAAGAUUCAGCCAGCUUCGUCAACGGAAGAUCUGGAACACGAUCCUCUACCAGCGGACGAAGGACCGGCGGAUUACUUCCGCGAUGAAACACCUUCACCACCGGUUACGGAUGGUAAAAACAAGAAGGUGCCCCGCAAGAAGUAUAUCACAGCCGGGUUGUUUUCGGACUGUUACAAGGACGACGGCAAAGGGUCCGGCCGGAGUGGACCCAAGGUGCAACCGGAAUCGCUCCUCCCACCCCCGGCGUACUGCGAGCGCUUCCUACGUCGUACUCAGCGUGACUUCCAGCUGCCGUACGAUCUCUGGUGGCUGCACGAAAACGGACGAAUGCCCGGACGACACUCGGUGCCGAGCUGGAACUACCGGAAGAUCCGCACCAACGUGUACUACGACGUCAAACCGAAUCCGUCCAGCGAUCAUCCGCAGUGUAACUGCAAGCCGGAUAGCGGCUGCCAGGAUGAUUGUCUCAACCGGCUGGUGUACGUGGAAUGCGUUCCGGAGAACUGCCCAUGCGGAGAUCGCUGCCAAAACACCAAGAUCCAACGGCACGAGUACGCACCCGGCUUGGAACGGUUCAUGACCGAGCUCAAGGGCUGGGGCAUCCGCUCCAAGGAGGGUGUCAAAAAGGGCUCCUUCAUCAUGGAGUACCUCGGAGAGGUCGUAACCGAGAAAGAGUUCAAAGAACGCAUGCGAACGAUCUACCUGAACGACACCCAUCACUACUGCUUGAACCUGACCGGCGGUUUAGUCAUCGACGGACAUCGCAUGGGCAGUGAUUGCCGCUUCGUCAACCACUCGUGCGCUCCCAACUGCGAAAUGCAAAAGUGGUCCGUCAACGGACUGUUCCGGAUGGCGCUGUACGCGUCCCGUGACAUCCCCCCGCACGAGGAGCUCUGCUACGACUACAACUUCUCCCUUUUCAACCCAUCUGAGGGCCAACCCUGCAAGUGCGGCGCCGAACAGUGCCGAGGCGUCAUCGGUGGCAAAUCCCAACGUGUACGCCCUCUCCCAGCCUCCUCAACAGCCACCACCACCGACACAACGAAAAAAAUACCGGAAACCGGCCCAACAUCUUCCACCACCAACCCAGCAGUCUCCACCGAGCAAAGCCCGCGCAGCGCAGCCCGGUCCCGCAAACGCCAAGCCAAAAAGAACGCUCCCCUAACCCAACUGAACGGUCAACCCCUCCCGAACUUUGUCUCCCCGACCGUCAAAGAGCGCGCCCUGAUCGUCGAGCAUCACUGCUUCCUGAUGCGGAAUCUCAACAAGGUGCGCAAGCUGAAGGAUCGCUCGCCGGAACAUGGGGGCACGCAAUCGUCGUCGAGUCCGGCGUUGGGAGGACAGGGGAAACCGUCGCUAGCGUCGCAGAUGUCUGCGCUGCGAUGUCCGCGGAAUAUCCGAACCCGCGGGCUGGCCUUUGUCGAGGAUGAUCCGGAGCUGGAGAAGAUUGCGAGGAUUGCGGUCGCGCUGAAGGAGAUUUGUAUCGAGAUGGCGACGUUGAAGGACGAGCGCAGUCAACCGUUCCUAAACCGACUGGCACUUCCAAACAAGAAGAAGGUCCCGCUGUACUACGAGCGCAUCCCAAAGCCUAUCGACCUACCGCACAUUCAGUCCAACAUUGAGCAAGGAACGUACAAACAGCCGAAGGUGUUUGAGGACGAUCUGCUCAUCAUGUUCAGCAAUGCGGUCAAGUACUACGGGAUCAGCUCGCCGGAGGGCGUUGCGUCGGAGAAGCUAAAGGAGCAUUACUACAUCUGCAAGCAGCGUCAGGUGGAGAAGCUGAUCGCUUACGUGGGCGAGCAGAACGAACUGCUGCGAGGGUUCGUUCCGAAGACGGAACCGGUGCCGGUGGUGGUUACGAAGAAGCGUGGGAAAUUCAAGCAGGAACAGGUUGAGGACAUCAUUCGCUGCAUCUGCGGACUGUUCAAGGACGAAGGGUUGAUGAUUCAGUGUUCCAAGUGUUUGGUUUGGCAGCACAUUGAGUGCACGAAGGCCGAUCCGGCCGUGGAGAACUACUUGUGUGAAAAGUGCGAACCGCGGAAGGUGGACUAUGAGAUUACGCUGAACGAGUUUACGGAGGAAGGCUAUCAGUACUACAUUUCGUUGCUGAGGGGAAAUUUGCAAAUCCGACAGACGGAUACGGUGUACGUGCUGCGGGACAUCCCGAUGAGUCCGGAUCCGAACGAUCCGAAGGUGCAACCACGAAAGCAUACUUACGAAACCAUUGGCAAGGUGGACUACGCCGAGUGUGACAUCUUCCGGGUGGAGAGCCUGUGGAAGGACAAGGAAGGACGCCGCUUCGUGUACGGUCAUCACUACUUGCGGCCACACGAAACGUACCACGAGCCAACGCGACGAUUCUACCCGAACGAGGUGAUGCGGGUUCCGCUGUACGAGGUUAUUCCGAUCGAGCUGGUCAUCGAUCGGUGCUGGGUGCUUGAUCCGACCACGUUCUGCAAGGGCAGACCGGUGGACAGCUCGGAACCGCACGUGUACAUCUGCGAGCUGCGGGUCGACAAGAGUGCGCGACUGUUUUCCAAGAUUUCGCGCCACACCCACCCGGUGUGCAUGAAAUCGUACGCAUUCCACAAGUUCGAGGAGAAGCUGAAGAUUUCCAAGACCUUCGCGCCUCACGAUCUUGGUUCGUUGGCACAUCUGCUGGCCGCAAAGGACAACCGCAAGAAGGGAAGCAAAAAGGACGAUAGCAAUUCAGUCGCUUCGAGCGCAUCCAACACCACUCCGAAGAAGAUGACCCCGGUGAUGCAGCUUCUACCUCCUCCACCAAAGACUGAUAGCAGCAGUUCCGAAGGAGCGCUCUCACUACCUUUAACCGAGACCCUCGCGGAAAAACGCAACCGGCUGGAGGACGUGCUGGGCCGGCUGAUGACAAAGCUGAACGCCAACCCGGCGGCCCUUCCGGUGGUGGACAUUAGCUACCUCCUGACCGGUCGGGGCGCCCGGCUGCGCAGGACCAUUGCGAACGCCACGCCCGUGCCGCUCAUUUGAGAGUGGGUUAAAAAGCGCAAAAAACGGCGCAAAUGGAAACGUUGCUACGAUUGAACGGACGGAUUCGACAACGCUGGACGACGACCAGGACAACGGCCAAGUAGGCCGUUUCAUCGAAUUUAUGUACAUAACAACAACAACAACAACACACGGUGCGCCGCAGGCCUUGUACGGUGUUUACAUUUAAGGUUAUGUUUAUUCGCUGACAUUAAGUUAUUUAAUUUAUUUAUUUCACCCAUACAGAGUUUUGUUUAGAACAAAUAAAUAUUGUUUUUGUUUAUAUUUUUGUCCUGUGUUACUUCUUAGCGAUACGUUUCUUCUUUUGCUUUUUUAAGAGAGUUCUGGUAGUUUGAGGGCUACUAGAUUAGGCAAUUUUGUUGAUUUGAUUACAUUUAUCAGUAACGUUUUAACAGAUUUCUGAUUUAAAAAAAUCAAACCUUAUAAUAACUUAUAGAACGUUGACAAUUCACACCCGAAUGUGGACAAGUAUUAACAUUAACCGCCGAAGUACUGUAGGACAUUUGGAAUCUGGCUUAUGUAGUUGAAUCUGCAAGCGUCAAACAAUGAACACCACACGCAUAGAGCUUUCUGUUAGUGGGAGAGCAGCAAAAAGUAACAAAAAAUCCCUCUUUAAAAUGCUAUCGGGAAAAGGACUGAAUCUAAAGAUAGUGAUCGAUAGGACUAGGCUGAAAAAUUAAUAUACAUUAGGACGAUCGAAUAGUAUGGAGCGGAGCAGAAGAGAGCAGAUUUUUUAAUACUUGAAGCUAUUUAAUACGUUGAAAAA
Molecule: messenger RNA, 9705 nt
Organism: Culex quinquefasciatus (southern house mosquito)
Lineage: Eukaryota; Metazoa; Arthropoda; Insecta; Diptera; Culicidae
Gene: ash1
Product: histone-lysine N-methyltransferase ash1
Exons: 8
Coding region: 810-8921 (2703 amino acids)
Cellular component (GO): nucleus
Molecular function (GO): histone methyltransferase activity; chromatin binding; protein binding
Source: RefSeq, a predicted model, not a curated record